AUGAAGCUAGGCCUGAGCCGAGCAUGUCUUUAUAGCUGCAGUUGUGCACCGAUUUUCUCUUCUUCAAUGCCAUCUUUAACAACAAUUAAACCAAAAAUCCCAGUCUUUUUGAGACCACCUACUUAUUUAGUUACUUCAUUAGACCUUCAAAAAUGGCAUGGAUGGGCAAAAAACCUUGCCUCCUCCGUUGGGUCCUCUCUUGUGGAGUCUGAUAAUGGCCCUGACUCCACUCUCCUGUGUAGAGAGAUUAAUUGGCUCCUUGAGGACUCACUUGAAAACCGCUCCUCCUCCUCGCGCUUUUCCUUUUCCCAGUAUAAAUAUGAUACUAGUGGUAAAAAUGAGAGUGUCAUGUUAAGAAUAAGUUUGGAUGACCUUUACCAAUUGUGGAAGCAGAGGAUUGAAGAGAGGAGGCCUUUCCAGUAUAUAGUAGGUUGUGAGCACUGGAGGGACUUGGUGUUGAGUGUGCAAGAAGGGGUCUUGAUUCCGAGGCCGGAGACAGAAUUGAUUGUUGAUCUAGUGCAUGAUGUGGUUUCCAAUUAUGAAGAAUUGGGACAAGGGAUGUGGGCAGAUGUGGGUACAGGUAGUGGUGCUAUUGCUAUAGGUAUUAGAAGGAUUUUUGGGAGUUAUGCGAGAGUUAUUGCCACAGAUUUAAGCCCAGUUGCAGUUUCGGUGGCAACCUUUAAUGUGCAAAGGUAUGGCCUUCAGGAUGUGAUUGAAGUAAGGCAAGGAUCUUGGUUUGAGCCAUUAAAGGAUGUUGAAGGACAACUUGUAGGUAUUGUGAGUAAUCCACCAUACAUACCAAGUGACAAUAUCUCUGGACUACAAGCUGAAGUUGGAAGACAUGAACCAAGAGUUGCAUUAGAUGGUGGUGCUAGUGGCAUGGAUUAUCUUCUUCAUCUUUGCAAUGGGGCUGCUGCAAUGUUGAAACCUGGUGGAUUUUUUGCUUUUGAAACUAAUGGGGAGAAGCAAUGCGAGUUUCUUAUAGAUUACAUGCAGAAUGACAUUGCAGGAAGUUUUUGUAAUCUGAACAUUGUAUCUGAUUUUGCUGGUAUCCAAAGAUUUGUGACUGGGUUCCGCCAAUGA
Messenger RNA from Dovyalis caffra, 1083 nucleotides. NCBI's taxonomy places the organism in Eukaryota, Viridiplantae, Streptophyta, Magnoliopsida, Malpighiales, Salicaceae. The record is from the annotation of a GenBank genome assembly.